Molecule: messenger RNA, 2681 nt
Organism: Drosophila miranda
Lineage: Eukaryota; Metazoa; Arthropoda; Insecta; Diptera; Drosophilidae
Exons: 2
Coding region: 974-2356 (460 amino acids)
Biological process (GO): DNA integration
Molecular function (GO): nucleic acid binding
Source: RefSeq, a predicted model, not a curated record
CGCUCGACGUCUGGAGCCUAACGAGGUUCCAGUGGAAAGCGACAGGCUAUGGUACUUGCCACACUUUGGAGUCGAAAACCCGAACAAGCCGGAGAAGGUUCUGUUUUAGUCUGUGGUGACAUCAGGGAGAUGUUCCAUCAGGUCCUGAUCCAACCCGAAGACAGAUGUUCCCAACAGUUUCUGUGGAGAGAUGGCGAUGACAGAAGAGAUCCUGACAUCUACGAGAUGAUCGUAAUGACCUUUGGAGCAGCCUGCUCGCCAAGCGCUGCGCAUUACGUGAAGACUGUGAAUGCUGAACAGUUUCGACAUUCGGAUCCAAGAGCAGUCAAGGCCAUCAUCGACUGUCAUUAUGUGGAUGACUAUGUGGACAGCUUUGCUACCGAGAGCGAAGCCAUCAGCGUAUCUACCCGAGUGAAGGAGAUACAUGCGAACGCUGGAUUUGAGCCAGUUUUCAUCCAGCUCACCAAUUGUGGAGACGGCAUUGGGCCCACCAGGACGAAGCGCGAGCGUUGGAUGGAAUGUGUUGGCAGGCAGCCACGGACGACUUCAGGUGCACUGUGAAGUAUCAUCGAGUUCCAAGCAGCGUAGUGAACGGCGAUCGAGUCCCUACCAAGAGGGAGUAUUUGAGCUUGGUCAUGUCCACGUUCGAUCCCCUGGGAUUCCUGUGUUGCCUUAUGAUAACUGCGAAGUUGCUGCUACGAGAGAUUUGGAGGCAGAAGAUCCAGUGGGAUGAACCACUUCCGGACGAGAUAUACAAGGCCUUUGUGAACUGGCGCUAGGAAAUGGACGCCGUGAGACAGUUCCGAUGUCCUCGCCAUUACUUCGGGCGUGGACUCGUGAGGGCUAUAGAAAUGCACGUCUUCGUGGAUGCAAGUCAGUCUGCAUUCGCGGCAGUGGCCUACUGGAGGGUCACCUAUGAGGAUGACGACGUGAGCUGGUGAGCUUCGUAUGUGCCAAAACGAAGUGCGCGCCGAUGAGAACAAUGUCAAUCCCACGGUUGGAGCUGCAGGCAGCAGUUCUAGGAACCAGGCUGAUGGACACUGUUAAGAGGGAGCACAGUGUGGCCAUCAGUGAUAUCGUUUUAUGGACGGACUCCAAGACGGUGCUAAGAUGGAUCGGCAGCACCCACCGACGAUAUAAGCAGUUCGUGGGCAAUCGGGUGGCGGAAAUCUUGGAGUCGACGAAGGUAGCCCAAUGGAGAUGGGUACCAACAGCCGACAACGCGGCGGAUGAUGCGACGCGUUCGCAAUGCCACGUGGACCUCAGUCAGAAGUCACGUUGGCUAGGCGGACCAGCAUUUUUGAGGCAGCCGGCAGGCAGCUGGCCGCAGCCUGAAGCCGGAUUUAAACGAGUUCCGGAUGAUAACGACGAAGAGGAGAUGCCAAGUGAGUUUUCGUUGGUGGCAGCGAACGACUUUUGUAUUUCUCUUCAGAGAUUCUCAAGCUACAGUCGGCUACUCAGGACUACAGCCUGGGUGAGGCCGCGGAGAACCUGUUGGUCAGACAGGCACAGUGGAAGCGACAUUCGAGGACUGGCGCCAUACAUAGAUGGCCCUGGAGUUCUGCGAGCAUACGGCAGAGUGGAUGCCGCAUUGUGUUUGCCAUACAGUGCGAGGAGGCCAAUAAUCCUGUCACACAAGCACAGUCUUACGGAGAUGAUUGUGCAUCAUUUCCACGCCAAGAUGAAGCAUCAAAACGUGGAUGCUACGAUUGCGGAGAUCCGAACAAGGUUCUGGAUUACGAAGCUGAGACGUGUACUACGGAAGACGAUCUCAGCAUGCAACGUGUGCAAGUUGCAUCGGGCGCGGGCUGCGCCGCCAAUAAUGGGACCCCUGCCGAAGGAUCGCCUGGAGGCCAAUGGCUGGCCAUUUAAGAAUACCGGACUGGAUUACUUUGGACCACUAUUGGUAAAGGUAUCGCGGCACACGGAGAAGCGCUGGGUCGCCCUUUUCACGUGCCUGACGACCAGGGCGAUACAUCUGGAGUUGGCACAUGACCUGUCAACUGAUUCCUGUAUAAUUGCGAUACGGAACUUCGUCUGCCGUCGAGGCCCAGUACAUAGACUGCGCAGUGACAACGGCAAGAACUUCAUAGGAGCUGACAGGGAAGCCAGACGAUUUGGCGACGUGUUCGAGUCAGAAAGGAUUCAGCGUGAGCUAUCUGGUCGAGGCAUCGAGUGGGUUUUCAAUUGCCCAGUGAAUCCAUCUGAAGGAGGAGGCUGGGAACGAAUGGUGCAGUGCGUGAAGAAGGUUCUGCGCUACACAUUGAAGGAGAUAGCGCCGAGGGAUCACGUACUGGUGAGUUUUCUGAUCGAAGCAGAGAACAUUGUGAAUGGCUACCACGAGGUGCCGCCAUAAUUUAAGCUUCACUUUUACUGUCGAGAGUUUAAAGCAGGAGGACAUACUGCGGUAAGAUUAUUCGGCAACAUUGUGCUAGGUUAUGACCGAUGUAUUUAUAGAAUAAAACAGAACCAGUGCCAGUACCGGCAAUCAGCCAGCAUAACUGCUAGCGCGGAUUUAAUUGGUGCUAUUAAAGGCAACUCCGCGAGACCAUCGACAAUUGGAUUUGCAUAAAAAAAGGUUUAGCGAAAAAGGUCAAACAAAAAAUACGUAAAAUUCCGUUGAAUAAUUCUGGCUAACUUAGCUCACCCACACAGUUUUAUCCCGUUGAUGAAUAAAUUUU